This is a messenger RNA of Serendipita indica DSM 11827, 2547 nucleotides long. NCBI's taxonomy places the organism in Eukaryota, Fungi, Basidiomycota, Agaricomycetes, Sebacinales, Serendipitaceae. The record is from the annotation of a GenBank genome assembly.
AUGAAGCUCCUGCCGUCUCUCUUGCUCGCCCUCUCCCUCUUCUCGGGCGCAUCCUUUGCCCAAGAGCCUGUAGCUACAGACUCUUCUACAAAGCAUGAAUACCAGUCCGACGUGGCUCGUCUCCGCAAGAUUGUCAUCGAGUCCCUCUACUCGCAUCGUGAAGUCUUCCUCCGAGAACUCAUCUCCAAUGCAAACGACGCCAUUGAAAAGCUUCGUCUCACCGCUCUCAAAGACAAGACCGUCUGGGAUGGCGUCGCACCACUCAAUAUCACCCUCAAGCUCGAGAAGAAUGAGGAAGGCGACGGUGGUCGACUCAUCAUCUCCGACACUGGUAUUGGCAUGAGUCCAAAGGAAUUGACCACCAACCUUGGAACACUCGCCAAGUCCGGCACAUCCGAAUUCUUGGCCAAAGCAGAUUCAAACUCUGGCUCGUCAAACGGAAAUUUGAUCGGUGCCUUUGGUUUGGGCUUUUACUCGUCCUUUUUGGUCGCAGACAAAGUCUACGUCGCUUCCCUCCCACCCGCAACAGAGGCAAACCCACAACCCGUCCAACACGUCUUUAGCUCGAGCGCCGACGAACCCAGUUUCGACGUCUACCCUGACCCGCGUGGUAACACUCUUGGACGCGGUACAGAAAUUACUCUCGUUCUCAAAAAGGACGCAUUGGAAUAUCUCGAAGAGGAGACUGUCAAGAGCUUGAUCACCAAGCACUCUGGUUUCGCAUCCUCGUUCCCCGUCUAUCUCUUUACCAAGCGCAUCGAAGAACAGCCGAUACCCCAGGAUGAACUCGACCAGGCCACCGAGGAAAAGAAGGAAAAGCCAAAGGUCGAUGAUGAUGAGGUUGUCGUCGAAGAUGCCAAGGAAGAAGAGCCAAAGGAGAAUGAGGUCAAGACUCGUCAAGUUACUGUCGAAGAAUGGGUCCAUCUCAAUGAUCAGCCUCCUCUUUGGACUAGGGAUCCCAAGGAUGUCACCGACGAAGAGUACAAGAACUUUUACAAGGCGACUUUCAAGCAGUACCAGGAUCCCAUCCUCUGGCACCACUUCAAGGGUGACUCUGGACCCGUCAGCUUCCGCGCCUUGAUCUACGUCCCAUCCACUCUCCCCGAAGACUUCUGGCAAUCUCCUCAAACCGCUCAACAGGACACCCGACUCUUGGUCAAGCGCGUCCUCAUCACAAGCGAAUUUGGUGAACACAGGCUUCCCAAAUGGAUCAGCUGGGCCAAAGUCAUCAUCGACGCCGACGACCUCCCACUCAACGUAUCCCGUGAAACACUCCAGUCUAACCGCUUCCUCAAGCAGAUUAAGAAUAUCGUCAUCACCAGGUUUAUCCAGGUGAUGCAAAAGACGGCAGAGGAAGACGUCGAAAAGUACAAGGAGAUUCUCAAGGUGUACAACCCCAUUCUCAAGCUUGGUGUCAUCGAGACGGCUGCAGAGGGAAAGACGGGUAACCGUGACAAACUCUCGUCUCUUCUCCGCUUUGAUACGACGCUCCGCACUGGAAUCAGCCUUCAGGACUAUGUCGAUAACCGCAAGGAGGGUCAGAACCAGAUCUUCUUCCUCGCCAACAUUGGCCAGACGACGGAGAACAUGCGCCACUCGGUGUUUGUUGAAAAGCUCAUCGCCCGUGGUUAUGAAGUCCUCUUGAUGACCGACACCAUGGACGAAAUCUUUGUCUCUAAUCUCCGUGUCUGGGGCAAUAUGCGCUUCCAAGACGUCGCAAAGAAGGGUCUUCAAUAUGGUGAUGAAGAUGUUGAAAAGGAGAAGAAGGAACUUGAAAAGUUCAAGGAGGACUACAAGCCACUCGUCAACUUUUUCGUCAAGAGCACCAAGGAACAUAUCAAGGAUGGCAAGUCUUUUGUCAUCUCUAACCGCCUGGUCACGAGCCCAUGCGCCAUUGUCGUCGACUCGUUUGGAUACUCUGCCAACAUGGAGAAACUCCUCACCUCUCACGGAAAGAAGACGGCUCUCCAAGAAUACGCCAGCAAGCAAAAGGUGCUCGAGAUUAACCCUCGCUCCCCGCUCAUCGAAGGACUCCUCAAGCGCGUCAUGGCACUCCCAGUCGAAGAAGCUGAGCGUGACAAGGAAGAAGAGGCCGAACUCCGAGAGGUUGUUCAAAUCCUCAUCGACGGCGCGUUGAUUCGCUCCGGCUUCGAGGUCAUGGAAUCCAACAUCUUUUUCGAACGCGUCGAUCGCGCUCUUCGUCGUUCUCUCGGAGUUUCGGAAACGGCAAAGGUCGAGGUCGAGGUCGCACCCGCACCACCAAAGGCCGAGACUGCACCACCAGAGAUGGACGAGGUCGCCACCAACGCGGCUGAUUUCAUCGAGAUGCAAGAUUUCCGCGCAUCGCUGGGACCUGAGCUCGACCGUACGUUUGGUGGACCAAAGCUCAUGAAGAUGGACGCGAAUGGACCCAUUGAGACUGUUCCGAAUCAGGUUGCGUUUGAUGCGAAUGAUGUUCGGAAGAGAAUGGAGAGUGGUGAAGAGGUUGAUAUCGAGGGAAUGGUGGCGGAUGCCAUCAAGCCAAAGACGGAGCACACUGAGCUCUAA